Molecule: messenger RNA, 2002 nt
Organism: Asterias rubens (European starfish)
Lineage: Eukaryota; Metazoa; Echinodermata; Asteroidea; Forcipulatida; Asteriidae
Product: 2-oxoglutarate-dependent dioxygenase gloF-like
Exons: 8
Coding region: 212-1162 (316 amino acids)
Molecular function (GO): dioxygenase activity
Source: RefSeq, a predicted model, not a curated record
UAAUAAUUGUAGGACAGCACUAGAGAGCUAGAUAUAGACAGAGCACAGCUUGAUGAUUACGUUGUGAAUGUGAUUGAUUGAAAACUAUGGAAAAUCAUUGCAAGUACUAAGAUAGAGCUGCAUUGCUACUAAAGUUAAAGACACCGCAGAUAUAGUAUAAAGCCACAAAGCUUACCAAGUCUUCAAGCCAGAAGAAUUAACACACAUCAAGAUGGGGGACACAUUGGAGUCGAUCCCAGUCAUUGACUUCAGUGUUUACAGUCUCUCAGAGGGAAAACCUGAUCUUAAAAGUACCGCCUUCCAAACCCUUGUGGACAACAUCAACAAAGCUUUGAGGACCAUAGGCUUCUUCUAUGUUGUCAACACAGGUUUUCCACAAGAAAAGGUCCAGCAGAUGUGGAGCGUAUCAAAGGAGUUCUUUCAUCUUCCAGCCAGUGUCAAAGACAAAUACCCCAGGAAUCCCAAGGAAAAUCAUGGAUAUGUGCGAAUGGAACGAGAAAAUCUUAAUCCAGACCGACCCCACGGUGACCUUAAGGAAUUGUUCAACUACCAUCCAAUGACUGCUAAUGAGAAUAAUUGGCCCAAAGACUCGGAGUGUCCCAGCUUCAAGCAGGUCUUAACAGACUUCUGGGAUCCUUGCCUGGUUCUGCAUGAGCGAAUCCUAGAGGUCAUGGGUCAUGCUCUCCAGCUUCAGGAUCCGUUGUUAUUUGCAAAGCACCACUCUAAAGCUUUCGAGAAUAGUGGCACAACGCUUCGCACCCUGUACUAUCCCGCCCUUGUUGAUGUUAGUCCCAAGGAGCAACAGGUUCGCUGCGGGGAACACUCGGAUUAUGGAGGGAUCACACUACUAUUCCAGGAACGGCCGGGACUGGAGGUGCGGAGCCGAGGAGGCAGCUAUAUCAAAGCACAGUUAGUGGAGAAUGGAAUUCUAGUGAAUAUCGGAGAUCUGAUGCAGAGGUGGACGGCUGACCAAUACCUAGCUGUGAAGCACCGUGUUCUCUUGGAAGACGCCCCCGGGGAUUGUGUCAAGCCUCGACAGUCCAUCGCUUUCUUUGGACAUCCCAACUACGACUCGCUCAUUGAAUGCAUCGACGGAAGCAACAAAUAUCCACCAAUCAACAGCCUUGAUUACAUCAACAUGAGGUUUGGUUUGACAUACUGAUGUAUAAAUACACCAAUCAAAAUGCAUGAUAUAUAAACAGGAGGUAUGGUUUAACAUAUUGAUUUCAAGCACCAAUCAGAAGUGGCCAUACAUGAACAUGAGGUAUGGUUUAACAUAUUGGUUUCAAGCACCAAUCAGAAGUGGCCAUACAUGAACAUGAGGUAUGGUUUAACAUAUUGAUUUCAAGCACCAAUCAGAAGUGCCCAUACAUGAACAUGAGGUAUGGUUUAACAUAUUGAUUUCAAGCACCAAUCAGAAGUGGCCAUACACGAACAUGAGGUAUGGUUUAACAUAAUUGAUUUCAAGCACCAAUCAGAAGUGCCCAUACAUGAACAUGAGGUAUGGUUUAACAUAACUGAUUUCAAGCACCAAACAGACGGGACCAUCUUUUGAAGAUACAUAAACAUUAGGUAUUGUUACAUACUGAUUUCAAGCACCAAUCAGAUGGGACCAUCUUUAAAGAUAUAAAUUCAGGAACUUUUUUUUCUCUUUUUUUCAGACAGGCCUGUCUUUAAAGAUAUAAAAACAUGAGGUAUGGUUUAACAUAUUGGUUUCAAGCACCAAUCAGACGUGCCCAUUUUUAAAAUACAUUUGUGUAUUAUUUUGGUGUAUAACACCAACUACAAUGAAGAAUCUAAAUGCAUAAAAUGCAUACGGUUUGAAGAAACAUGUACAAAUCUGAUUCUACUUUUUUUCAGAAAGCCCUGGGUUCAGUCACAUCACAUUGUGUAAAAAAAAAGAAUCUGGGCCAAAGUUCUUAAAGCCUUUAAUGGCAGUGGACAAUAUUGGUAAUUGUCAAAGACUAGCCUUCACACUUGGUGUAUCUCAACAUACGCAUAA